Emys orbicularis (European pond turtle) is the source of this 5199-nucleotide messenger RNA. RefSeq names its product cut like homeobox 1 (gene CUX1). Gene Ontology annotation, biological process: regulation of transcription by RNA polymerase II. The record is from RefSeq and is a predicted model, not a curated record. Lineage: Eukaryota; Metazoa; Chordata; Testudines; Emydidae. Gene Ontology annotation, molecular function: RNA polymerase II transcription regulatory region sequence-specific DNA binding; DNA-binding transcription factor activity, RNA polymerase II-specific. Gene Ontology annotation, cellular component: nucleus. Bases 84 to 4703 code for a protein of 1539 amino acids. The transcript is spliced from 24 exons.
CCUCCCUCCCCCUCCCUCCCGGCUCCUGAACUCCAGCCCCUCUCUCUCUAUCAGCCGCUCACUCUGUCUCAAUAUGUCUCAAGAUGGCGGCCAAUGUGGGAUCGAUGUUUCAAUAUUGGAAGCGCUUUGAUUUACAGCAGCUGCAGAGAGAGCUUGAUGCCACAGCAACGGUAUUGGCUAACCGACAAGAUGAAAGUGAGCAGUCUAGAAAAAAGCUUAUUGAGCAAAGUCGUGAGUUCAAGAAAAACACUCCAGAGGACCUGCGCAAACAGGUAGCUCCAUUAUUGAAGAGUUUCCAGGGGGAGAUUGAUGCAUUAGGUAAAAGAAGCAAAGAAGCAGAGGCAGCCUUCUUGAAUGUCUAUAAGAGAUUAAUUGAUGUUCCAGAUCCAGUUCCAGCUCUGGAUCUAGGACAGCAGCUUCAGCUGAAAGUCCAGCGAAUGCAUGAUAUUGAAACAGAGAACCAGAAACUUAGGGAAACUUUAGAGGAAUACAACAAGGAAUUUGCUGAAGUGAAAAAUCAAGAGGUUACAAUAAAAGCGCUUAAAGAGAAAAUCAGAGAAUAUGAACAGACCCUGAAGAACCAAGCAGAGAAUAUAGCUCUUGAAAAAGAACAAAAAUUACAAAAUGACUUUGCAGAGAAGGAGAGAAAGUUGCAAGAAACACAGAUGUCGACAGCCUCGAAGCUGGAGGAGGCCGAACACAAAGUUCAAGCUUUACAAACAGCCUUGGAAAAAACUCGUACAGAAUUAUUUGACCUGAAAACAAAAUAUGAUGAAGAAACUACUGCCAAGGCUGAUGAAAUUGAGAUGAUCAUGACGGACCUCGAAAGAGCAAAUCAGAGGGCAGAGGUGGCUCAGAGAGAGGCAGAAACCUUAAGGGAGCAGCUCUCGUCAGCUAACAAAUCUCUCCAACUUGCUACACAGAUCCAGAAGGCACCUGAUGUGGAGCAGGCCAUAGAGGUGCUGACGCGAUCUAGCUUGGAGGUGGAACUGGCUGCAAAAGAACGUGAAAUUGCCCAGCUCGUAGAAGAUGUCCAGAGACUCCAAGGCAACCUCACCAAACUUCGUGAGAACUCCACCAGCCAGAUAUCACAGCUGGAGCAGCAGCUGACUGCCAAGAACAGCACACUUAAACAACUGGAAGAAAAACUGAAAACACAGGCUGACUAUGAAGAGGUUAAGAAAGAAUUAAAUAUACUGAAGUCCAUGGAAUUUGCACCCUCUGAGGGCUCUGGUGCACAGGAUGCAUCCAAACCACUGGAGGUGUUGCUGCUGGAGAAAAAUCGCUCGUUGCAGUCUGAGAACGCCACACUGCGUAUCACUAAUAGUGACCUGAGCGGGUCAGCCAGGAGAAAAGGGAAAGACCAGCCUGAGAGUCAGCGUCCUGCAACCUUGCCGGCCUCCCCUUCUUCUCAGUUGCUCCGCAACACAGGGGAGCAGGCUUCCAAUACUAAUGGUACACACCAGUUCUCACCAACGGGUUUAAGUCAAGACUUUUUCAGCUCAUCCUUGGCAAGCCCCAGCUUACCCCUGGCCUCCACAGGAAAAUUUGCACUAAACUCUCUCCUCCAGCGACAGCUAAUGCAGUCCUUCUACUCCAAGGCAAUGCAGGAAGCAGGAAGCACAAGCAUGAUUUUUUCAACAGGUCCUUACAGCACAAACUCCAUAUCUUCCCAAAGUCCAUUACAACAAAGUCCGGAUGUUAAUGGCAUGGCCCCAUCUCCCAGCCAGUCAGAAAGCGCUGGGAGCAUCUCUGAAGGCGAGGAGAUAGACACAGCAGAAAUUGCACGUCAGGUGAAAGAGCAAUUGAUCAAGCACAAUAUUGGACAGCGGAUAUUUGGACAUUAUGUCUUGGGACUGUCACAAGGGUCUGUGAGUGAGAUACUAGCCCGGCCAAAGCCAUGGAAUAAACUGACUGUGAGAGGCAAGGAGCCAUUUCACAAGAUGAAGCAGUUCCUCUCAGAUGAGCAGAACAUCCUGGCGCUACGCAGCAUCCAGGGUAGACAAAGAGAGAAUCCAGGCCAGAACCUGAACAGACUAUUUCAGGAAGUACCGAAACGAAGAAAUGGGUCUGAAGGUAACAUCACCACAAGAAUCCGAACCACAGAGACUGGCUCUGAUGAAGCCAUCAAAUCCAUUCUAGAACAAGCCAAAAGGGAGCUGCAAGUACAGAAAACAGCUGAGCCGGCUCAGCCACCUUCUGCAUCUAGCAGUGGCAAUUCUGAUGAGGCCAUUCGAUCCAUUCUGCAACAAGCCCGACGUGAAAUGGAAGCACAGCAGGCUGCCCUUGAACCUGCCUUAAAAACAACACCUUUGUCUCAAGCAGACAUUUCCAUCUUGUCCCCAAAACUAAUAUCUACACCUGCAAUGUCUUCAGUUUCCAGUUAUUCUCCAUUGGCCUUGUCGCUGAAGAAACAUUCAACUGUCAUGGAUUCUAAUAUAUCUGCAUUGCAGAACCUCUCUGGGCUAAAAAAGGAGCACCAGGAAACACCAGUUUUAGAGCUUCAUGGAAUAACUGAUUCUGCACAGGGUGUGCUGAGGCAUGUUAAAAAUGAAUUGGGACGUGGUGGUGUUUGGAAGGACCAUUGGUGGAACACUGUUCAGCAUGACAGAAGAAAUACCACUCUUUCUGAAGAUACAAAGGUCGAGGAAGCCAGCAGUGGAAAAGAAAAGGUCAGCAACCAGACAAGGUCAGAUCGUAGCCAACUCCAAGGACCAUCCUCUUCAGAAUACUGGAAGGAGUGGCCAAAUGCUGAAUCUCCAUAUUCCCAGAGCUCUGAAUUGAGCAUGACUGGGGCAAGCCGCAGUGAGACACCACAAAAUAGCCCCCUUCCUUCCUCUCCUAUUGUACCUAUAUCAAAGCCAUCCAAACCCUCAGUUCCUCCAUUGACACCUGAGCAGUAUGAGAUUUACAUGUACCAGGAAGUGGAUACAAUAGAGCUAACUCGUCAGGUCAAAGAAAAGCUAGCAAAGAAUGGCAUCUGCCAAAGGAUCUUUGGGGAAAAGGUGUUGGGCCUAUCCCAAGGGAGUGUCAGUGACAUGCUCUCCAGGCCAAAGCCAUGGAGUAAAUUGACGCAAAAAGGCCGAGAACCAUUUAUUCGUAUGCAGCUCUGGUUGAAUGGGGAACUGGGACAGUGUGUCCUGCCUGCACAAGGGCAGCAACAAGGACAAGUCCUCCACUCAGUGACAUCACUGCAGGAUUCCCUACAGCAGGGAUGUGCAAGCUCAGAAAGCACUCCAAAGACCUCUGCCAGUUGCAGUCCUGCUCCUGAGUCUCCCAUGAGUUCCAGUGAAUCAGUAAAGAGCCUGACUGAAUUGGUACAGCAACCCUGUCCUGCGAUAGAGACAAGUAAAGAUGGCAAACCACAAGAAUCCAGUGAGCCUCCUGUUUCUGAAUCCCAGUCGACAACACCUUUGCCUCUCUCGGGCCAUUCAGCACUUAGCAUUCAAGAACUGGUUGCUGUCUCUCCUGAAUUGGACACAUAUGGCAUUACGAAGAGGGUUAAAGAGGUGUUAACAGACAACAACCUUGGUCAGCGUUUGUUUGGGGAGACAAUCCUAGGGCUAACGCAAGGCUCGGUCUCAGACCUUCUGGCUCGCCCAAAGCCCUGGCACAAAUUGAGUUUGAAGGGACGGGAGCCCUUUGUCCGCAUGCAGCUGUGGCUAAAUGAUCCCAACAAUGUGGAGAAAUUGAUGGAUAUGAAGCGAAUGGAGAAAAAAGCCUACAUGAAACGACGGCACAGCUCAGUUAGUGACAGUCAACCUUGUGAGCCCUCUUCAGUUGGAAUAGACUAUAGCCAGGGAGCCAGCCCACAGCCACAGCAUCAGCUAAAGAAACCACGAGUAGUGUUGGCACCAGAAGAGAAAGAAGCUCUAAAACGAGCAUAUCAGCAAAAGCCAUACCCAUCGCCAAAAACCAUUGAGGAACUCGCUACACAACUCAACUUGAAAACCAGCACAGUGAUCAACUGGUUCCACAAUUACAGAUCUCGUAUCCGUCGAGAGCUGUUCAUUGAAGAAAUCCAAGCAGGAAGCCAGAGCCAGGCUGGGUCAAGUGACUCUCCUUCAGCCAGAAGCAGCAGGGCAGUUCACAGCUCUGAGGGAGACAGUUGUGAUGGUGUGGACACAGAAGGCCCACCUGAAGGAAAGCAAAGUGGUCUGGAGGCGGACGAGUACAGCAAUGCAACCACAAAGUCUCAGGGAGGGCAAGCAGAGUCAGCUUUUGAAGCUGGGGAAGAGGUACCACAAGAUGCCAGAUCAUCAGAGAAAACAGAGUCAUUCCAUUUGGGAAUGGAGAGCUUGGAGGAUACUGAUGAUGAGGGUAGGCUCAAAGCACCACGUCAGAGUUCUCCGCCAGGGUCUCAAAGUUCAGGAGAAACUCUGGAGACAAUGCCAAACUCUGCUACAGAAGAGGAUGCCUCUACCUCAGCUGCCUCCACCUCAGUCCUUACAGGGGAGAGCUCCUUCAAGUCAAAAGAAAGUUCAGAGAAAAUGUUGAGUGUGCCAAGUACAAGUUCCACAUUGGCUGCAGGCUCACAGAAAGCCAACUCUAUUCAGAGUUUAUUCAGCUUUUCCGAGGCAGCAAGCUCCAAGAACACGCGGGACAACACCUUGAGGAAAAAGAAAGCAGCAAACUUGAACAACAUAAUACACCGUUUAGAGAAGGCCGCUAGUCGAGAAGAGCCCGUCGAAUGGGAGUUUUGAGAUUAAACUCACCCAACUCUAGAGAGCUGGGAAAGUUAAACUGGACCUCUACUGGUUUUAUUGUGUUGCGCACUUACCGCCCUGCAGGCCACAGGGCAAAAACGCCAUAGGCCAAGGUGCAUAUAGAAAACAAAAGGAGCGUUAAGCCCAAUUUAUGUUUGUGUUUUCAAGGAAGAAAACUGAAAUGUGUGGUCAAGCUUUUUUGUACCCUGAAGUGUUUUUAUUAAUGCCCUAUGUGAUUUCCACAAUUUCUGGAAUAACUCAUACAGCUUUGCCUUGUGCCCUCCUCUUUGGUGUGGGCUUUAAAAAAACAAAAACAUAAAAAAAAAAUCAAACCCACAUAUUUAAAGGGGGCUUUUUAUCUGCCAUCUAAUGGCUACAGAGCGAUAAUACACUAUUAUCUUCUUAAACCAGGAAAAAAGGGGAGAUUUUUCAAAAAGGAAAAAUAAAAAGUUUUUUGUAGCUGUUCAGUUGCCACUAAGAGAUUGCACAGUCA